AUGGCAACAACGAUGAAGCUGGUCAUCUCACUGUGCGUGGUCGCCAUAUCGUGCCUUGCCGUCUCAGAUGCUUUCCUGAUGAGCGUCAACGAUCACCUGAUUAAAUCCUGCUCCGGUUUCGCGGAGAAGAAGCGCGGCGAGGGCUACCGUUGCAACUCCGAGGUCAUUGACCACGUCCACGACUACGCCGAGCAGUUCGACAUCGCCGGCUACGACGGUGACCUGGUCGAGAACUACCUCGACAUGGCCAAUGGUGGCGGUAUGUGCUACAUGGAAGGUGCUGCUCUCCGCGUCGUGAAGGGUGAAUGCGCAGCCAUGGAGCUUGCCUGCAAUGACGUUGAACCCAAGGUCAUCGAUUUCUGUUCCAAGCUCAAGAAGGCCCAAGCAGCCGCCACCACCGCUACCCCAACCACCACCGAUACCCCCACCGAGGCACCAGAGAAGCCAGAGGUCGAGGUCCCCACCGUCGGCGGACGCGCUCACGCCUUCCAGUAAAUUAACGCUUUCGACGACGAAUUCAUUCAUGCCUUCGUCGAGUCAUACUGUAUCAUAUCACCAUGGCGACGAUAGAAAGAGAUUAAUAACGUUACCAUGCAAGG
Molecule: messenger RNA, 599 nt
Organism: Strongylocentrotus purpuratus (purple sea urchin)
Lineage: Eukaryota; Metazoa; Echinodermata; Echinoidea; Camarodonta; Strongylocentrotidae
Exons: 4
Coding region: 1-495 (164 amino acids)
Source: RefSeq, a predicted model, not a curated record